Messenger RNA from Apiotrichum porosum, 507 nucleotides. RefSeq lists its product as uncharacterized. Bases 1 to 507 code for a protein of 168 amino acids. Lineage: Eukaryota; Fungi; Basidiomycota; Tremellomycetes; Trichosporonales; Trichosporonaceae. The transcript is spliced from 6 exons. Gene Ontology annotation, biological process: mitotic cell cycle; SCF-dependent proteasomal ubiquitin-dependent protein catabolic process. Gene Ontology annotation, molecular function: cullin family protein binding. The record is from RefSeq and is a predicted model, not a curated record. Gene Ontology annotation, cellular component: cytoplasm; nucleus.
AUGGCUUCCGAGAAGAAGGACCAGGUCGUUCUCGUCACCUCGGACGAGGAGACCUACACCGUCGAGCGCAAGGUCGCCGAGCGCUCCAACCUCAUCAAGUCGAUGAUUGAGGACCUCCCCGGCCAGUCCGACGAGCCCAUUCCCCUCCCCAACGUGUCGUCGUCGGUCCUCACCAAGGUCCUCGAGUACUGCGACCACCACAAGAACGAGCCUCUCCCCGCCGCCGACUCGAACGACGCCGACGACGCGCGCCGCAAGGCCUCGGAGAUUGGCGAGUGGGACGCAAAGUUCAUCCAGGUCGACCAGGAGAUGCUCUUUGAGAUCAUUCUCGCCGCCAACUACCUCGACAUCAAGCCCCUUCUUGACGUUGGCUGCAAGACCGUCGCCAACAUGAUCAAGGGCAAGACCCCCGAGGAGAUUCGCAAGCUCUUCAACAUUGUCAACGACUUCACCCCCGAGGAGGAGGAGCAGAUCCGCAAGGAGAACGAGUGGGCCGAGGACCGCUAG